GUCUGAGUGACAAGAUGAUUUCCUGUUGUGGCUGUGUUCGUCCCUAUUUGUGCCUGCCUCCUGCAUCCAACCCUGUUCCUGGUUCCUGUUCGGCUCCUGUUCCCACAGGGGUGCUCCUGCUCUGUGCCUGAUCCUUGUCUGUCCUCCCGUUCCUGUCCUUAUGCCUCGCCUCCAGCCAUCAGUGACCAGUCCGAGCUCUGACUUCGGACCCAACUCUGACUUGGCCCCAGCUCUGGUAACUGGCAGUUGACUCUCGUGCAGACUCUUGGCUUUGUUCCCCAACCUGGACUCCUGCUCUGACCUCUAGGCAAGAUUGCCUAUGUCCCGCUCCAUAACACCAUCUUUCCUGACCCUGCACACUGCUUCCAAUGAAACCCUCCGUCCCCACCCUGCUCAGUGCCCCUAACAAGACCUUCCUUCCAACCCUACCCAGAGACCCUGCUCAAUUCUACUAAUGGGACCCUCCCUCCAAGCCAACCAGAGCUCACCCCACUCCUUGCUGCUGGGGAUUGGUCAGUAAAUGCGGAGACCCCACCCACCGCUUCCACAUCCCCUCCCCAUUCCCUUCUCCCUCCCUCCACUGGCACCAGGGCUCCUGCACAGCAGCCAAGGAACAGCGCAGAGAAGGGGGAGACUGCUGAGGAGCCAGCCCUCAAGUAGUGGGAAAAGGGGGUCACCUCCCCUGGGAGCGGCGACGCGGGCAGGACUUCACCGAGAGCCACGGGGAACGUUUGAAACCUCUGGGAACUUUUUCUUUUUUAAAAACUUUUUUUUUCCAAAAAGGCCAUCUUACAUCAGGAUCAAGGAGUUUGCCCUGAGAUCCCCCCUUCGGCUGUGACCUGUUGCCCUGUCUGCGAGCUGCUCCCACGCGAGCAGGCGGAGGGGGCGGAAGCAGGGAGACGGAGGACAGCAGAUUAACAUUAAUCCCCAGCUUUGCUUACUUCCAGCCGCACGAGAGCUCCAGCGGCAGCAGCCAGGGUGACGACUGACUCCUUGGAGAUACCUUUGCCCCAGCCCUGCCAUCCGACCUGCCCAGGGCCAAGCGGGACUCCCUGCACCCACCCUGGGGCUCUUCCUGGAGAUAUGAGGAUCCAGAGGCCUGCACGCAAUAGCAAAAGCUGCCAGUGGUGAGCCGGUUCGGAAAAGCCUCCCCUGGGCAGUUUAAUGAGUGCUGUGGAGAGCAAUUAUCUGGAAGGAACGCUGAACCAGAGAAAAGACAGGCCCACACUCCCCCUCAGCAGCUCGAAGGCAUCUCCAAAGAUCGGGAGCAGCUGCCCGGCCCAGGACACGACACGGCCAAAAGGAGGGGGUAGCAUGAGUGAUGGGGAGUCCGAGGGCGUGACAAGCCACUGUGACCCCUCUGGAAUUUGCACCCCUCCCCACUGAAGGCCGGUUUCCUGUGUUUUAGGGGAGAGGGUGUGGAGUAACAACGGGGUGUGACAUGAGUCUUGGGAAGCUACCAGUGCUCGGCUGGGUAUCGGGCUCCCACGGCAAACGCCGGUUGAAAUCGGAGCUGACGCCGGACAUGAUCAGCCCACCUCUGGGGGACUUCCGGCACACCAUGCACGUGGGGCGCGGUGGGGACGUCUUCGGGGACACCUCCUUCCUCAGCAACCACGGCGGCACCGAGACGGCCAAAGCCAACAACUUCUUCGCCCGGACCCUGCGGCACGUGCGGAGGACGCCGCUGAGGAACCGGGGCAGCGGGGGCAAGGCCGAAGCCUCACCCGCCCCCCCAGACAUCUCACCCAUCAUCAAGAACGCCGUGUCGCUGCCGCAGCUCAACGAGGGGACCUAUGGGGGCAGCAGCCCGGCUGGAAAGUUCGCCUUCAAGAGCACUCCAAACAACGUGUCUGAUACACACUACGCUUACGGGCUGGAGUCCGGGUUCUGCACCAUCCCGCGUGCGCCGCGCUCAGAGAAGGCCCGGGAGAGCUCCUUCCCCGCAGAAGCGGAGCUCCAGCGCUCGGACUCCCUACUGUCCUUUCGUCUGGACCUCGGGCCCUCCCUGAUGAGCGAGCUCCUCCAGGUCAUCAGCUUCACAGAAGCCAUGGACAGCAGUGUCAAGUGGGAGGAGAAGGAGGAAGACAGAGCCCUGGCUGGCAGCCAGGCUGCGUCGCCCCUUGCCCUGCAUGGCGAAUGGGUUGAGACCGGUGUCCCUCGGGGAUCAGGGACACCCCAUGGCAGGUGUAUAGAGGGUGACAUGGCAGAAAGCCUCUGGGGCCGCUCCAGGCAGGGGGCCAGCUCCCCAUCAGGACACUUGGUGCAUGCCAAUGGAGAUGCUUAUGCCCUAGAGCAUGCUGAGGAGGGGCCUGCCUAUGCUGGGAGCGGGCACCAGAGCCCUGCAUGGGGCUCAGCACCCGCUGAGGAGCCGGGGGCGCUCCCAAAAGACAGCCUGUGGCAGGGGCACUGGAAUGACUGCAGCAUGGAGGCGGGAGAGUUCCACCGGGCUGCCCAGGUCCUCGCUCGCCACUACAGCGCGAGAGGUGCACGUUGCAGCCUGGAGGAGGGGGAGGGUCCCCGGGAGAGCCCAGUUGUCGGCUCGUGGCGGGCGGACGAGUCUGGGUGGGGUCACAGCGAGGAGGAAGAGGAGGCCGCACUCUCAGCUGUGCAGGAACGGGAGGCCAUAGCUAGGGAGGGCCGCAGCGACUCCUUUGAGUAUGCCGACGAGGAGGAAGAGGAUGAUGAAGUGAAGGUCUGAACAGCCACCGUCUCCUGUGGCCUUGGGACUCCCCAGCCCUCCCCGAGAGAUGUCAGUUGUCUGGGGGCCAGUGCCCCUUGGGAGCUGUGAACCCUCCUGCCGCAGAAGGUUGGUGGGGAUGGAGGCAGGGGAAGCAGCUCUUUGAUCCGCCCAGCACCCUGGGCAGGCCCCGCCUUCCCCAGAGGACAGGUCAUGCUAAUGGGGAAAUCGCAAUGAUCACAUGUUCCUUCCCCCCACUGCUUGCUGUCAUUCGAAAUGAGGUGCCCGUCCCCCUGGGAGGCUGGGCUGGUAAGGGAAUGCUCCUGUCAGGUCACCAAGCCCCCAGCGAGCAAGGAAGAGGAGCUGAUCAGAGAGAGCACUCCAGCCGCACGGCUCGCUCCCCCGCGUCCCCCUGAGCUAGAGGCCUGGGGCAGGCUUGCUUUCUAAGUCAACAACCCCGGGCUGGAGCAAGACAGCAUUCUCCCUCUCCCUGGGGCCUGAGCGCUCUUGGCCGUUCUCCCAGCGCAAGGCUGGGCCUGGGUACUAAACCUGGUUCUGCCAUGCAGCACUGUCCGCGAGUCUCACGCAGCUCGUACCAGCCCUCGCCAGUUCUGUUGCCUUCAGCCAGUGGCCAUGCCAGCUGGGCUAGCUAAUUCCUCAUUCCCUCCUGCCAAGACCUGCCCUAGCCAUCCAGUUCAGGGGCCUCCCCCGCCCCCAGAGGCCAUUCCAGGGGCACAGCAAUCCGGUUCCUCUCCCCUCUCCUCCCCUCCCCAGGGAGCAGACAGCAGAGUGGGGAGCCCUCCCACCUGAGUGGGGUAGCCCUCCUUCCUACAGCUGAUGCAGGGCUGUGCUCUGGGAGAAUGGCAGGUGUGGCUCCUAUCCUCCAGCACUGCGGUGAGCUGGAGGCUCUGAGGCUGGCUCCAGAGAGCCAGCUGCUCCACUCUACAGCUUUGGGGAGGAGCGCCCACUGCCCCACCCCCCAAGUUCCUGCCACACUGUCCUCAGGGAGGUGUUCAGAGCAGCAAUACAGGUGGCUCGGCGGGGGUGGGGGUGCAGCCAGCAAUGACUCGGUAUCCGAAUGCAGCACAGCCGGGGAAAUCAUGCCAUGACCCUUAACCUGGGCACCAAGGAGCCCUGCCAGAGUCAGGUGCCAAAAGUCGUGAUUUUUCAAAGAUGUAACUGGUGGGUUCUUUCCGUUUGCCCUCUGGUGCUGGACUGCGCAGGGGGCCGGUUUUCAAGGUUUCCCCCACAACCGGGAGAGCUAGACACUUCCUGUUGUUGUGUAAUGAAAGCUGGGAGGCUCAGGCAGUAAGUGGCUUUGGCAGGUGGGCCUUCAGGGGAAACACCAAAUUGCGCAAGAGUUGCAACAAAGUCAUUAGCGCUGGCAAUGCUGUGACUCCAGUAAUCAGGCAGAAUAAGGGAGAUGCCGGGGUCCUGCUGCCCUUGUCCCCGGUAGACCCCAGAGGGGACACGCCCAAACUCCAGUACUCCCUUUCACCCCCUCUUAGAACAAGAACAUUUUCUCUGUGCUAUAGCGUUCAGCCCAGGGAGCUGAAAUGGGGGCUGCCCUUGGUCUGGGCAGCUGUUCCAGGAAUGGGCUCCCACUGACACUAUUUAGAGGGGUCUAAACUCACCCCCCUCCAACGCACUUCCCUCUUCCGGUAUCCUUUUGCCGGCGGGGGGUGGGGGCUGCUCACUGUGCUCCUUCUGUCUCUGGGCAACGCGGCCUCUUUGGAAGGAGCCACUCCCCAUGCUGUCCUGCAUGUGGCCACGCUCACACAGAGGAGGCUUUGUGCCACGGCAGGAAUGACUGGGGGGUGAGGUCAUUCUGCCGGCCCGCACAGCGUGCCCAUUGUUUGCCCAGGGCCCGCGAGCCUGUGGCCCACACGCCCGCUGCCCAGUCGCCCUGGGGUCUGCAUCUGUCAGGGAACACAUGAGAGCAUAACAACCAGGCUCGGACGCCCCGGGGGGAGGGGGAGAAAGAAUCCUAGCAGCCCGUGCUGCUUCCCACAAGGGCCCUGGAGCUGCCAGCUGACUGAUCUCAUCCAGCACCCUCAGCCAUAUUGCAGGCAGCUGCUCCGCUGUGGGGGGAGGCUGCCCCUAGGAGAGGGCUGAAGCUGAAGUGAAUGGGAACUACAGGUGCCCAGCAGGGCUCUUGAGUGUAGAGUCCAGAGCCUGCAACCAUUGUUACCCCUCACUGCCCCCACCCAGGGUCUUCCUCAGGCUCGGCCCCUUGCCCUGCUCAUUCCAGCUUGUCACAGAAGCUUCAUACCAAAGAUACACCCACAAGGAACGUCCCAGCUGUCUCCCUCUGCAGCCUGUGCACUUACGAUUGAUCUUAUUAAAACUGUUUUUGAUACUA
This is a messenger RNA of Chelonia mydas (Green sea turtle), 5042 nucleotides long. It is a transcript of the gene CDC42EP1, whose product is annotated as CDC42 effector protein 1. The coding region runs from base 1442 to 2701 and encodes 419 amino acids. NCBI's taxonomy places the organism in Eukaryota, Metazoa, Chordata, Testudines, Cheloniidae. The record is from RefSeq and is a predicted model, not a curated record. The transcript has 4 exons.